AUGAACGUUCGCAAGAAAUUCUGCUGGGAAAUAACAAUCCAACCCAACAUCCUCCUUCUGAAAACCUUUGGAUUUUGGCCUAAAGAUGAUGAAGCCUUUAAACUAGAUUUUUACGCAGUACGUACCAUAAUUCUCGUUACAAUAUUUUUUCCAGUACCAUUGUUUACGCAAGCAACAAAUCUGUUCUUCGUUCUUGACGACUUAGUGGCUCUCACGGGAAUUAUCUACUUGCUAUUAACAGAGAUUUUGUGUACUUUUAAAAUUUACUACAUUGCCAAAAACAUGUCCAUGGUGAAAACAGUGAUGACAAUGUUAAACGAUGACUUGUUUCAACCACGAGAUAUAAAUCAGGUUGUCAUGGUUCAACCAAAUUUGGACCUUUGGAAGACCACCUACAAAGUGUUUAUGAUCAUGUCUGUCGGUGGUAACUUAUUUUGGGCAGCUUUUCCCUUACUUGAUAAAGAAAAAAAUAGGUUACCAUUUUUGGCUUGGUAUCCAUACGACACGAACAUUUCGCCUUUUUAUGAAAUAACUUACAUCCAUCAAGUGCUGACCUACACUUAUGUUUGUUUUACUCAUAUCAACAUUGAUACUUUGAUAGCUGCCUUCAAUAUGUACAUUUCUUGUCAGUUUGAUAUUUUGUGUGAUAACUUGAGGAAACUUCACUUUGGUGACAACGUGAAAGCUAAUUUGGUUAAGUGUAUCAAACACCAUUGGCUGAUUUUAAGGUUUGCUGAAAAGGCCAACCAGUUUUUUGAGUCGAUCAUUCUGAUACAAUUUUUUAUUAGUGUUGUCAUAGUAGGAGUAACUCUAUUCCAGAUAACUAUUGUUGUACCCUUCUCAACGGAAUUUUUGUUUAUUGCAGCUUACGGAGUAGCAAUAGUGACGCAAAUUUUUAUGUAUUGUUGGUUUGGCAACGAAGUGCAAGUGAAGACACCUCUUAAAAUGUCAGCACUAAAUGUUUUUUACUUAUCUUUGGAAUCUUUUAUGUCGAUUCUUCGAACUUCUUGGUCCUAUUUUACGUUACUCCAACAAAUGAGUUCUAGGAAAUAA
Molecule: messenger RNA, 1053 nt
Organism: Zophobas morio
Lineage: Eukaryota; Metazoa; Arthropoda; Insecta; Coleoptera; Tenebrionidae
Product: odorant receptor Or1-like
Exons: 5
Coding region: 1-1053 (350 amino acids)
Biological process (GO): detection of chemical stimulus involved in sensory perception of smell; sensory perception of smell
Cellular component (GO): plasma membrane
Molecular function (GO): olfactory receptor activity; odorant binding
Source: RefSeq, a predicted model, not a curated record